Molecule: messenger RNA, 2994 nt
Organism: Chrysochloris asiatica (Cape golden mole)
Lineage: Eukaryota; Metazoa; Chordata; Mammalia; Afrosoricida; Chrysochloridae
Gene: ADGRF3
Product: G protein-coupled receptor 113
Exons: 12
Coding region: 1-2994 (997 amino acids)
Biological process (GO): G protein-coupled receptor signaling pathway; cell surface receptor signaling pathway
Cellular component (GO): membrane
Molecular function (GO): G protein-coupled receptor activity
Source: RefSeq, a predicted model, not a curated record
AUGGUGUACUUGGUGGCCCCGCUGCUGCUCCUGGCUUUGACUUUCCCCACGCUGGGGUCACCAGCUAUCCAAACAUCCCAGCCUGGACCGAGUCAGGCCAUGGGGGAAUCUGAGAAGCAACUGGGCCAAGAGAGUGGAGCAUCUGACUCAGUCCUGGUCUCUGUCUAUGUGCAUCUGGACUUUUCAGACAACUGGCCACCGGAACUCUCCAGGACCCUGGCUCACUCCUCUGCCUUGACUUCGUCAUCCCCAAGAACUCUUAGUAGUCUCAGCCUUACGACAGAGUGUAAGGCCCAAGAUGGGGGUUUCUAUUGUGUGUGUCUCUCUGGGUAUCAGUGGAACACCAGUGUCUGCUCCCAUCACUCUUCCUGCCUCACCCUUCACAACCACCAGCCCUGUGACUGCCUUGUCUUCAGCUAUCCUGAGCCCGCCUACUGUCAGUUACUGCCACCUGGUAAGGAGGGUUGGGAACUUGAAAACCAGGCCAUCUCCUGCCUCUCUGCAGUCCCUGGGACACUGCACAUAGACUCCCCACUGCCAAAGCCUGGCAGCACGCUGAACCUGACUCUCCUUGUGCACCUCACCGCCACUGACCUGCACUGGUUCCUGCGGCCCCAAAGGAGCUCCAGCCCCAUCCUUCUGCAACCAGGAUCACAGGUGUCCUUGAACUCUUCAAGACAGGGUCAGGCUGCCCUCAGUAUCUUCAACAUCUCCCAGGACUGGGCAGGCGAGUACAUGUGCUGCUUUGAGGCCCAAGGAUUCAGGUGGGAGCUGCACCAGGAGGUGAGGGUCCCCUUGCAGGAGACAGAUGUGGCGCGACUUCCAGACCAGCUCUCCGUCUCCUGUGCUACUUCCUCUGGCUUCCACCUGCGCUGCUGCAUCCCUAGCACACACCUGGCCCACAAUGCUUCCUGGAGCCCUGGGGAGGGCAACACAGUCUACUUACUCAGUAAGUCAGACUCCGAGUGCCUCGUGCUGGCCGUUCACAGCUGCCCUGCAACUGACACUACAUAUACUUAUGAACUGCAGAGCCCGGAAAUGGCCCCUCUCAAGAUCUCUGUCUCCGUCAGCAUCAUCCAGGAUGGAGACGUCAUGUGCCCCGAGGACUCCUUGGCUGUUACCUGGAAUGUCACCAAGGCUGGCUACGUGGCACAGGCCCCAUGCCCUAUGAACAGGACUGGAAUGAUGACAAGGUCCUGUGGACCUGAUGGGGCCUGGGGACCCAUUCACAGUAGCUGUACAGAUGCCAGGCUCCUGGCCUUGCUGCAUCAAGCCAGGCUGCUGCAGGCAGGCCAGGGCCAGCCUGCUAAAGAGGUGCCACAUCUCCUGGCAAAGUUGCCAGGUCAUGUGGCGGAGGUGAGGUCACCCUCAGAUUUACUGGCACUGUUGGACACCGUGACUGUCCUGGCCAAGGUGGUGGCAGAGACCAGAAUGCAUCUUAACCACAGUGCCCUAAAGGCUCUCCUGACAGCCACAGACAAGAUCCUAGACUUGGACAACAGUUCUUUGUGGACCCCGACUCAGGCCCAGAAGCCCUCGGCAAGCUCAGCUCUCCUGCUGGCUGUGGAGUCCCUGGCAUGCAGCCUGGACCCACAGGAUCAUCCGUACUCCUUCCUCUUGCCCAAUGUACAGCUUCAGACCCAACUCCUUGAGCCCACAAAUCUCACUGACUACAGAAUCUCCUUCACUCAGCCCCCAGUGCAAGCACAGAUUCCGGGGCGCUCAUUGGCCCCACUGGCCCCUAGUGAGGCCAACAUUAGUCUUACUAGCCUGGUGCUGAAGAAAAUGGACCACCUUCUGCCCUCAAACUAUGGAAGGGGGUUGGGGGACCCCCGCUAUACCACUCCUGGUCUGGUCCUUUCCAUCUCCAUCAUGGCAGGUGGCCAGGCUUACCACCAGGGAGAGGUCAUCAUGGACUUUGGGGAUGGAGAUGGCACCCCUCACUGUGUUUUCUGGGACCAUGGUCUCUUCCAAGGUGAAGGGGGUUGGUCUGAUGAAGGGUGCCAGGCACAGGCAGCCCAGGCCAGCUCUACCACUCAGUGUGUCUGUCUGCACCUCACAGCCUUCUCCGUCCUCAUGUCUCCACACACUGUCCCAGAAAGCUCUACCCUGGAGCUGCUGAGCCAGCUGGGCUUGGGGGCCUCCAUCCUGGCACUGCUUGUGUGCCUGGGUGUGUACAAGCUGGUAUGGAGAGUUGUGGUACGAAACAAGGUUGCCUACUUCCGCCAUGCAGCCCUGCUCAACAUGGUACUCUGCCUGCUGGCUGCAGACACCUGCUUCCUAGGAGCCCCGCUGCUUCCCCCAGGACCCCAUAGCCCACUCUGUCUGACUGCUGCCUUCCUCUGCCAUUUCCUCUACCUGGCCACCUUUUUCUGGAUGCUUGCACAGGCCCUGGUGUUAGCCCACCAGCUGAUCUUCGUCUUCCAUCAACUGUCAAAGCACUGGGUACUUCCCCUGAUGGUGGUCCUUGGCUAUAUGUGCCCACUGGGAUUUGCAGGGGGUGCUCUAGUCCUCUACCUACCCCGGGGGAAAUACCUGAGGGAAGGGGCAUGCUGGCUGGAUGGGGAGGGAGGGGCACUCUACACUUUCGUGGGACCAGUGUUGGCUAUUGUGGGCGUGAACGGGCUGGUACUAACCAUGGCUAUGCUCAAGUUGCUGAGACCUUCACUGUCUGAGGGGCCUCAGGUGGAGAAGCGUCAAGCCCUUCUGGGGGUGAUCAAAGCCCUGCUCAUUCUCACACCUAUCUUUGGCCUGACCUGGGGGCUGGGCCUGGCCACUCUGAUAGAGGAGGUCUCCGAAGUCCCCCACUACAUCUUCACGGUUCUCAAUACCUCUCAGGGUGUCUUCAUCUUGCUGUUCGGUUGUCUCAUGGACAAGAAGGUUCAAGAGACUUUACUCAAGCGAUUCUGCCGCACCCUGCCCUCCAGCUCCACCAUUUCCCUGGUGAGUUGCUGGCUUCAAGUCCCCAGUUAUCCCCCUGAGAGCAGGCCUUAG